AUGGCGCCGUCCCUCACUGCCGAAGCACUAAACUCCGCCAUCAGCAACCUAGAAUCCGUGCGAAUUCCGUCGCCUCCGAGCUCGUGCGGGUCCAACGACGACCAGCAGGGGGAGCAGGAGUACUUGGGUGUAGCGGAUACAGUGCUCAACGACGCCAACUGGAGCUGGCUCUGCGACUUGCUGGACACCGUGCGUGACGAUGCAGUGAGGAAGCAGGCCAAAGUCUUCUUCGCGCGGCUGUUCAAGUCGCAAGACGCGGCUGGGAUGGACGCCACGCUGGCCGAGAUGGAGACCUGGCGUGAGGAGCUUGGAGAGGAAAGACAGAGACUCCGUGAACACGAACUGGCCCGCGCAUUGUUUCUGCUGGGAUACGACAAGAGCAUGUCAUUAGCUAGAUAG
This is a messenger RNA of Phytophthora sojae, 399 nucleotides long. RefSeq lists its product as hypothetical. The coding region runs from base 1 to 399 and encodes 132 amino acids. The record is from RefSeq and is a predicted model, not a curated record. NCBI's taxonomy places the organism in Eukaryota, Oomycota, Peronosporomycetes, Peronosporales, Peronosporaceae. The transcript has a single exon.